This is a messenger RNA of Bradysia coprophila, 1248 nucleotides long. RefSeq lists its product as uncharacterized. Lineage: Eukaryota; Metazoa; Arthropoda; Insecta; Diptera; Sciaridae. The record is from RefSeq and is a predicted model, not a curated record.
ACGUCAAUCUAAUGUCAUAUUAAGACAUUAAGACGGGUGUGGAGUUUUACCACUCCCUAAACAAAACUACCUCGUAACUAUAAUAACAAAAACAAAAACGUUUUUACCUCAUUUAACCAUCGACAAUGCACAGCCCAUCGGAGAAACGAGAAACAGCACCACCAAGUUAUGCGAGUGUUACUGGCGAUGACACAAUUUCUUCAUCGAUUUCACCCGGAUUCGAUCGGUUCGUUCGAAUUGUCGGAAAUCAUGAGACAUUACACUUUCAUGCACCCAAUGGCAUGGGUUGUUGUACCGUGCCUGACGUAGUACAGAUCCGAGAUUCAUCUGAAAAUCCAAUUUUAUGCAUCAUGACGGGACGAAUGAUAGUUGCAAGUGGUAGCAAUCGUGUCGUAUCGUCCAGAGAAGUUACAUCUCCUAGUGGCGAAGCGUUAAUAUCAAUAGGUUCGGGAGCAACACAAACAUUGAGCAGUGGCGAUCAAAUUUUGGGUAGAUUAGAUGAUGACAAGCUGGUGUGUAGUCAAACAUUGCAAGCCACAAAUGUAAUGGGAGACGUAAUAUUCGAGGGUGCUGGGGAUAAUAAUAUGGGUGGAAGUGGAUGUGGCUGUUGCGUGGAAUGCGGUUUCGGAUGUUGCAAGCCAAAUGCCGAGGAAUUCAUUUUUAGCCACCGUGGAGUUACUCUCGGACGAUUAGCAAGAUCCGGCAGCAAUUCAAGUGGAAAUAAGUUGGAGAUCUUCAAUUCGACUGACAUGGAUCCUCGAACGAAGGCCAUUCUGAUUUACGCUGGUUAUUCUGCAUUUUUAAUGUUCUUCGUGGACACAAAGUGUGGCAGGAUCGGUGAUCGUGGUAUAGGCAGAACAAUCUGUUGCUUCUUGCUUAUUGGAACUGUGAUUCUACUGAGUCUUCCACUUUUAAUUUUACUUUAAUCUGCAGCGUUCAGAAUUGCUGAAUUAUGAUGAUUAACGGUGAACGUUUCAUGUUAACGUUGUGUUCAGAUUGAAGUUUUAUCUCAUUUGUAGCAAAUGGUUUCUGCCACUGUUACAAAUGACUGAUUUCGUUACUUUUGCCUUUAUUCAUUUAUUACGCUUUCUGUGAAUGUUGAUUAGAUUUUGAGGCCUUUUCUCGUUAUAAACUCUCUUCAAUAUACUUACUUAUACAUAGAAAUAGCAAUUUUUACACAAAAUGACUUUUAUACUAUUUGGUAUUCGAAUAUACUCUAUUUUUGAAAUAAAAUGCCUCUGUGCCAUU